GCACUGACUGGGAUUGGAAGCACCACCUGGUGGCCAAUUGGUGGUAUCGCCUUCUGGGGCUGUAGGAGUGGGAACAAUGGUGGUAGGAGGUUGGUUUUAGCAAAGUAAUGCACACUAUGUGCGGGUAGAUACCGAAUAAAAUCCAAGCCCAGCUAGUUCUACAGCCAGCUAAAAUGGUAAGACAGCCAGUAUGCUAAAGGUGGCACUAGCUAGCCGUUGCCUCUAGUUAUAUAUUUAUAAUGGCAUAAAUUUGCCUCAAACUUUGCAAGGCAUCACACUGAUUUCAGUAUGACAGACGACAAACGUUUGCCCAAAAAGCCAAACAGGGAACAAGCUGAUGGUAAAAUGCCACAUGCUGAUGCAGGAGGACCAGUAACUGGGGUGCCAGCUAUCACAGGGGCACAUCACCCUACUGGAGGCUGAACUGGUCCUGCAGAAGCAGUUUAGUCAUGUAGUGAACUCAAGAGCGGCCAGGAUGCUCCAGAUAAGUUUACUUUAAGUUUACUUGUUGUUUUUUGUGUGUGUCAGAUUUUCUUUUUCCUCCUAGUCUUACUACAUUACUUUUUGAAGCUCCUGCUUCUGGUUUAGGGCAUUUGCUUUCACAUGUUGACUUUGUCCCACCUUAUAUGUCUAAUGACCUUCUUGUGGUUUUUUGACUUUCUGCAGAGCUGAGUAAGGAGGUGAGGAGCCUGCAGAGCACCAUCCUGGUUCUCCAGCAGCAGCUUAGGGAGGCUCGUCGGCAGCUGGCACGUUGCUCUGAAGCCGUCUCUGCAACCCUGGGCCACACAGAACCUGCACACAACACAGGGUUUUAGGAAAAGGGGGGGUGACGAAUCGGCCAGGCAACACAAGAUCUAUUCAUAGGAAAGCAACAGGCCCCUCUGGGGAAGAUUGUAAGCUGCGACACAGACGAACAUUAUGUGCCGUCCUCUGUUGGCGCAGAAAGAAAACUCUCAAACUCUAAUCACUCUGAGGGUUUCAACCAGCUUAGUCAGGCCGUGAAGCAUAUGAGACGGUCGACUGGAGACCUCCCUCACACACUGUUCAACAGGCACAAACUCAACAGGACUGCAGACUCACGCUGUGCCCACAACAGGUUGAAUAUUACAAUGUAGGGUUCUUUUGAACAUAACCAUUACUUCAAUGAUGCACUUUACAGGUAAAAGAAUUUAAUGAGCAUGAAUGUAGGGCAGCACCUAAUGAUUAUUUUUAUUUUCUCAAAAAAGUCAGAAAAUGGCAAAAAAAAAAUGCCCAUCAAAUCUUAUAACCAAAGAUAUUGCAUUUGCAAUCAUACAAGACAAAGAAAAGCAGCACAUCAACACAAAUGAGAAGUUGGAUCCUGUGAAUGAUGAGCACUUGUGCUUGAAACUGACAAAAACAAUUAAUUGAUUAUCAAAUCGGAGUUGAUUUAUUUUCUGUCAAUUGUCUAAUCAAUUAAUCAACUGAUUGUUUCAGUUCUACAUAAGUGAACUUCCAGUGACAAGAAAAGUGUUCAAAAAAGUAUAUGAAUACGUAUUUGAAAGUUGUCAGUUUUGAUGCUAUUAUGUUUCCAAACGUAAUUGAUUUUUACUUUAGAAAAGAGUGAGGUAUACAUAAACUAAAAAUGUAUUCUUAUGACUGAACACUUUAUGUUAAAAAGGUAAUUGUAUCAUAUCAACUAUUUUGGCUAUUUUAGUUAAAAUAGAGCAAUGAGUGCACUGUGUUUGACAUCAGAUCAGACAAUUUUUAAUUAAUCACUACAUGAAGCAACAAGAAAAGAGGAUUGGAUUUUUGAAUUGCCUUAAUUUGAUGCGGCCUUUUGCACAGUUUGAUCUCAAAAACUAACUCUUAAAGUAAAUGUGGAUCAAGUACAUAAUGGGCAAGGCUGACCUUUUUAGCUUCAGCUUGAAAGAAAGGCCUCCAUCUAGUGGUCAUAUCAUUUCAUUCAACAAGGGAGAAUCAAGGGUUAAAAAAAAAAAAAAAAUCCCAUUUUUGCCACAUCCAUUGAGGCCACUGACUGCAUCAGAGCGAGUUAAUGUCCGAGCAAUGCAUGUCACUGAGUGUUAUACCACUGUUGUCAUGGUAAUUAUUCAUGAAGACAGGCUUUCAGCUUUGCUUCCAUUUUUUUUUUCUGUCUCCAGGAAACACUGCAUCCCUUUGGCCGCUUCCAUCUAGCUUGCAGAAUGGUGGGGGAAUUAAAGUGACACAGCUAUAUUAUAUGAAAGUAAAGUAGAGCAGCUCACAAGGGUCAGAGCCUUUUUAUAGACAAGACUCAUGGAGGAUGAGACUCUGCCCAGCCCUUCAUAACCUUAAAGGAGCAGAUUCCCACUGUGGAUAACCUUGUCUUAAUUGGUUUCCAAUCCACUGGACAGGGGUAUAACUGGAUGCUUUGUUUUCCUGUUUUUCCCUUUAUUGGUUUCAGAGGCACAGAUGGACAAGCAGCUGAUGCAGAAGGCAGUUCCCUGCUCAGCGCACUCUGAAAGCGAGGACCCGAAGGCAUCUUGAAAUAGAAAUUCAAAGGAGGAGGAGGAAAAGAAAAAGGAGGAGGGGUGGAGGGGUUUUGAGCCAGAGCAUUGGUAUGCCAGGUUCAAUACCUAGCAUGGCUGUGCAGAAGAAACAGAGUGUUAUCCCUCCAUCGCAGGGACCACUUUCUAAACACGCCAUCGAGAGCCAAAGGAAGGGGAAUGGAUUUGAAAGAACAGAGAAUUUGGCUAAUAGCAAACCAAAUUCACAGGCAAAGAAAACAGCCUGUUCUGUCAACAAGUCUGCCCUAAUCAGCAACACAGUGACUCCACGGGCCACUGCAGUGGUUAAUGGACAAAAUGUUGAUGAGCGACUGAAAGCUGCUCGGGAAAGAAGAGAGGAGCAAAAGAAGUUACUUGCCUCUCGGGAACUGAGCAGGUUGGAGCGGGAGCAGCGUGCCAAGCGUUACUAUGAACAACAACUGCAGGAGCGCAAGAAUAAACUCUUGGAGCAGAGGCACAAAGAGGAGAGGAGGCGUGCUGCUGUUGAGGAGAAGCGCAAGCAGAGACUGAAAGAGGAGAAAGAACGAUAUGAAUCUGCAGUGCGCAGGACCUUGGAGAAGAGCAUAAGAGCUCAGCAGAAUCUGAGUCAAAACUCAAGAGGAAGGAAGCUCAACAAGAACGUUCCACGUCGCUUACCAUUGACAACAUGGGAGAAGAACUUGGUCAGUCGCCUCCUUACCCCCACAUGCUCUUAUCUGGCCAGGAGCAAGAGUGCUGGUUGUCAGUCAGGAGAAGAAGUUUCAUUUCACUCCAUGAAUACCACAACCACCACCACCACCACCACCACCACCCCUCACAAACCCCAGCACCACUCUGGUUCAGUGCACUCCAGGCCAUCUUCCUCCCCCAGUCCCAACAAAAGCCAGCACAGAAGUAUCAAUCUGGCACAGAUCAAAUCAGCAAGACAGCAAGAUGCCAAUAAGAAGAAAUCAAACAGUAGCUCAAGUAUUCGAUCGACUACUGUCAAAAAUAGCGUUAAACCAUCUGCGGUUAAACAGAGCAGAACAGCAUCGCCCUCACCAGAUCGGACUCCCCAAAGAUCAAUCAGCAGACAUUCAACUCCACUGCAGCUCGAGCUCCCGUCAGUCCCUGAGGAAGAUGUUGCUGUUUGCAGUUCUGCCCUCUCCCCUGGUAACUCGAGGCCUGUCAGGACUUCAGCUGAAGGUCGGCAAGAGAAAAUGGAGACUGAAAAUCCGCCAGAGGCUCCACAUCCAAACCUGCCCGACAAAGGGACAGAGGCUGUAACCAGGACAGCAGGAGAUGGAAGUCCUUCCAAGAUGCCUCCUCGUCCAGCUCCACAGCCUCCUGAGGUCACGUGCAGGCCUUCAGCCGGUACCACAGACCCAGAGGCAGCCUCACGUCUCCUUGCUGAAAAGAGGAGAGAAGCCCGUCUCCAAAGGGAGAGAGAGGAGCAGGAGCGGCUGCAGAGAGAGGAGACGGAAAGGCGGAGUCGUGAAGAACUGGAGCGCAAGAGGGCAGAGGAGCGAGCGCGACAGCAGGCCGAGGCUCAACAGCUGAUAGAAGAAAAGAGGAGAAGGGAGGAAGAGGAGCAGAGAAAAGCUGAGGAAGAACGAGCUCAGGCCAUGCGGGAAGCCGCCCUUCUGCAGAAACAGCGAGAGGAGGAACAAGCCAAAGAGAGGGCAAAAGCAGAGCAGAUGAAGCAAGAGCGAGAAUUACAGGCACAGAAAGAGGAGGCAGAACGCCAAGUCAGAAAAAAGCGACUUGAGGAGAUCAUGCGGAGGACCAGAAGGACAGAUUCUCCAGAUACGAAAUCUGUACCAGCACGGAUCUUGCCAAAUGAAGCCAAACCAAAAGAAAACACAGAGCCUGUGCAGAACGGCACCAUAGGAGAUGCCAUCAAGCUACCGGUGGGGUCUAGGCCCUCACAGUUGGGGCUGAACAAUGAGGAGGACGUGGUACCUGUUGUGGCCUUCAAAGAACGCAGGUCUCUCAGGACUCUCACCGGGCUGGAAGAGAUCCAGACCCACCAACGAGCAGAGGUCAUCUGAGCACCUGCAGAGUGGGAAGACUUUCAAAGACUUUGAUGGAGAGCUGUGAUUUCUUUGAAACACAGGAAUUACUGCAGCACAGCUAUUUUGCUGCCCUUUGGCACCUUGACAGAGCAUGUAAAACUACAGCCUUGCCUCUCAGGAGGAUGUGAGCUUUUGGUCACUUUUCUGUGUGUAACCAGUGGCACAAAUAAUAAUUAAUUCAGUACAACACGUUUCUGAAUGAAUAAUGACUAUCCAAAACACAGUAGAUUUAGACAGUGGUAAUGGUAGUUCACUGGCAAAUGCAAUUUACUGGUUAUGAAGAGUGUUGCCUCUGUAAACGUUAAAAGUACUAGGAAUAGCCAUUCUAACAUUCACAACUUACUGUAUGUCAGCCAUAUGCUUAUCGCUUAUUCCUGAUAUUUCCUGCUAUUCAAGCACUUUUCCUUCCUCAGUUUUGUCACUGUGGAAUUAGAAUAGUUAAAGUGACUGUUUACGCUAAGAACACAAGAGUUUAGGUUGUAGGUGAAAGUUCACUUCCUCUCUCCAUUCCUAUCUUACCCUUUGAUUUUGUGAAGUAUAGCAAUCACAUAUUUCAAAGCUGCUAAGGAACUUGAUUUCCAAAGACUUUGCUUCAGUUUUUGUGUGUGUCAUUUUAGAAAAUAUCUUGCACAAAGCAUUUAUUGCACUGCCAGUUGCUUUGUUUAAUAUUGCGCAAACACUUUACAAAGCAAAGUUUUGAGGUGUAGGGCUUAAAUGAUUUAUUAAAAUACAAAAAUAUAAAAACAAAUGUAUCCGAUCAUCGAUAUUUGAUCUUUAAGUAUUGCUUAUUAUCACUUGUUAACAUGUUAAAGUUGAAAUAUAUGCCAUAUUUGAUUAAAGUUGAUACUAUGCCGUG
This is a messenger RNA of Thunnus maccoyii (southern bluefin tuna), 5393 nucleotides long. RefSeq names its product ensconsin-like. Lineage: Eukaryota; Metazoa; Chordata; Actinopteri; Scombriformes; Scombridae. The coding region runs from base 2558 to 4513 and encodes 651 amino acids. Gene Ontology annotation, cellular component: microtubule cytoskeleton. The transcript has 17 exons. Gene Ontology annotation, biological process: microtubule cytoskeleton organization. The record is from RefSeq and is a predicted model, not a curated record.